This is a messenger RNA of Cooperia oncophora, 453 nucleotides long. The record is from the annotation of a GenBank genome assembly. NCBI's taxonomy places the organism in Eukaryota, Metazoa, Nematoda, Chromadorea, Rhabditida, Trichostrongylidae.
AUGAGCGCAUCUGUGAAUUACAUCUCAUAUCAAAAGUUCAUGGGGGAACCUUUUCAAGCACAGCCUCCUCAGCAGUUCUGGAAUUGGGCUCCUCCAACGGUACCAACGAUCAUUCCGACAACACCAAGCCCACCAAUUGCAACUCUGCCACCACUUGAGAUAACACCAGCGAAUCCAAAGUUGUUGGCGCAUAACGCGGCAAGGAUGAUUCGUGAGAUCGCAACGUUUUCGGAUGUUCAUCAUGGAUCUAGCGGUGGCUAUGAUGCUGUGCAAUCUAUUAUGGAAGCAUUCUUUGAGUCGGUUGCAGAUCCGAAGUCGGCAUCGGCGCUUCAGUUCAAUUCAGCAAUCUCAAUGUCCAUCGAAUUACUGCGUCAUUUUGAUCGUUUGCCUGUCACUUGUACUGAAGUGAGACCGCGGAUCCCUGUAUUCGACUAUGGUGCCUGGAAUCCUUGA